AUGGACGACGCAGAGAUCGAACUGUGUCCGCGAGUUCCGAUGGUAGCUGCCGACGGGCAUCCGGUGAAAUCGAACGCUAUCGUUCGGUUUUCGGUCGCCCAAAAUACGGUACCGUUUGCCAGGCUUAAGUGUAAUACUAAUCUCAACGUGCCGCCCUCUAACUGGUUGACCAAUUCGGCCAACUCUUACGGUCUUGGACAGUUCCUGUCGCAUCAGGAAGGCUUUAGUAGCUUCCGGAUGGCAAACAUGUUCCCGGACUGUGUGGGUGGCGUGGACGUGAUAUCAGAUGCGGAAAACAUCAAGCGGUUGCUCAAGUUACCCUACUCACGCAAGAGUGUCAUCUCGAUGAUCGUGCACCGGAUCGAAACCACAUUGCUGAUCGACGAAUUUGACGUGGCAAAGUAUUUGCUGCGACAGGAGGAAGCCGAAUGGCAGUGGUUACGAUCCUUCAUUUACGAAAACAUUUUCAAAAACCUUAGCAACAGCGAGCGGAAGCUGUUCCUGUUGCAUCCCAAAAGUCGGGCAGCGUUUCAACAAAAGUAUCUUACCUCGAAGUUCCUGUACCACAGCCUUCAGUCGGGCGAGCGGGAAGAUGUGGCCAAAGGUGAUCUGCCCGACGUGAUGCCCAAUGAUUGCGCACCGUACACACGACUGCCACCGGUGGGACCAAUGUUGCCCGAUCCCUCGAAGGACGAACAUUAUCCUGAGACGCAACGGACGAACCACGUGUUUAACCGGAACGUGAUCUGGACGUUCGAGGACAUCCGGAUGUUGAUUGGCACGGAUAUGCCCAUAUUCGGGGGAGCAAAUCGGCCUUGCAUAAGCUUGCGGCUUCGUGACGAAUCAAAACCGAUCAACGUGCUAACCGGUAUCGACUACUGGCUGGACAAUUUAAUGUCCAACGUGCCGGAGGUUGUCAUGUGCUAUCAUCUAGAUGGUAUUGUGCAGAGAUACGAGCUAAUCAAGACGGAAGAUCUUCCGGGGCUGGAAAAUUCCGAGUUUUCUCCCCAGCUUAUUCGCAACGUGGCACAAAACAUACUGGCGUUUUUAAAGGCGAAUGUCACCAAGGCGGGCCACACGUACUGGUUGUUUAAAGCGCGCAACGAUGACGUCGUAAAGCUAUACGACCUAACCACACUUUGCAAGGCGCACGAUGGAACUUCCAGUCCCGCGGACGACAUCGACGCCAACGAGGAUGAGAAAGAAAAACUACCCUCAAAAGAACCGCCCGAAAUGACCAGCAACCAAACGCAGCCAGGCAGAUCGCCGGCAGGCCAGAAUCCAUUCACCAUUCCGGUCGCAAUGCUGCUUUACACCGUGGCGAGAAAUAUGAAGCACUCGGUCGAAAGCGGAAACCUUUCGGCUUCGAAAGCGGGUGCCAUUCGCACAUUGCUCAACAAUUGCAUCAAGCUACUGCCCAAGGAAAAGUAUCCUCAAAUUGUGACCUCCUCACAUUACAUCUUGUCCGAUUUGCAUAUUCCCGCUGACACGGAUCCUGCAUCGCCCAAGUUUAACGCGACAGUCGAAGACGAGGACGACGAUGAGGCGGGAUACUUGUUCGGUGAGCGGAAUUCCACUCCGUCGGAGAACGGGCUGGAUGAAGCAGAAGACGAAGGGCCGAUUGAGGCGCAGGGACAGCGAGAAGAGCUUGGAAGCGGGAAAUUCGAGACGGCUAUCAAAAGCAUUCAGGAUACGCUGAAGGAGUAUAAGCUGGAGGAGCGAUUGGGCAAACAUCACAACUCGCGACCCGCACCGUUAUUAUGCGAAACGACGGAACGAUGCAGCAUAGCUCUGCAACACAUCGUGGACGGGUUGCAUUGUCUGCAGUAUUUCGAUAGCUACGAGGAGCAGAAGCAACGUGAAAAGGAGAAGGAAGCCGAGCGGCAGAAGAUCAUUCACGAGGAGACUCACCCGACCAUGGCCAAACAGGACAACGCCAUUCCGCUUCCGUACCAACCGCUUCAUCCGGAGGCACAGUCGGCCGAUCCGCAAAGGGUCAUUCCGAUGGGUUGGAAGGAAGCAACGCAAGUCGGCUCGACGAAUCGAGUCACAGGACCCGAACAAAACGCAAGCUCGACGAAAGCGACUAAAAAGCGCGCAAAACGAAAAACUACUGACCGUGAACCGAAGGGAAGCAUCCCUAAGCAACAGGAAGAGGGAGGCGGUUCAAGUUCGGCUGCACCCUCCGCGGAAGUAGACCCACGGGCUCUACUGCUGAAGGGACAAAUCGGUGUGUUCGAGUCGUGGAAUGUACAUCUCAAAAUUCUGCUCUUCGAAAAGGCGUGCCUCGUGUACGCUACUAAGGCUGAGCAGCAGUAUGCGCAUCAACGGUACGGUGCCACAUUGCGCGAUCUGUACUCCGCGAUCCGCUGCGAGCAGGUGGUGAUGAAGUACAUCUCGUGCGUGGCCUCCCAACGCAGCUUGUUGCUGGGUCGUGCGGGGGACUGUUUCUUCCAAAUGGCCAAAGAGUGGAAAUCCAUUGAAGAGUACCUGACACAGUUUGCCGAGGAGAAUCGCCUCGACCAGUUGCUAAUGGAGGAGCUGAUGAAGGACAUCGGCAGUGAGUUGGAGAACACGUUGCCUGUUCCAACGAACAACAUCGAACUGCUGAUGAUUACCAGCUGCAGUUGCUACGAGGCGGCCAUCGGUUCAGCGACAAAGGAAACCCGGGAUGAACCGGCGCGCCGGCUCGGAAGUGUACGGAACGAACUGGGUGUGAAGUACAUGCAUUGGGCGCAGGAAGAGUACCACAAGUACUGGGAUGCGCAAGUCGAAAGCUCCACGAUGGACGAAGAAGUGGACGCACCAGAACCACAGUAUCAAGUACUGGUGAAAAAAUCGUACGAUUCGCUGCAGAAAGGCGUCGCGCUAUUCGAAGCCAUUAACGACACAACAAAUCUGGCCUUACUGCUCUGCAACAUGGGCCGGUUUAUGCGUUUCCGUGCGCACAUUCAUCUGAUUGGUGAGAGACCGAACAAUGUAAACGCACAGAAGAAAUUCUAUCACGAAGCUUUUGGAUACUAUCAGCGUGCCUUGGGAAUGCUGGGAACUCGUAAGAAACAUCCUGACCUAUGGUCACUGUUCACGUGGGAGCUAUCAACCGCCACAUUCAAUCUUGCAAAGCAGCUGCAGGACCACAGCGUGAUUCCGACCGAUGGCCAUUCGCAGGAGGAAGUCGAGAAGGAGAUGGUCGAGAUGCUACAACGGGCGCUAAAGCUUUGCGAUCAGGACAACAGCGGACCAAAGCAGGUCCUGUACUCGUUCCGCGCGGCUCUCAUCCACCAUCGGAUCGCUUCCUACUACCACAUGUCGUACCGCUCGACGAGUGACGAGCAUCGACGAAAGGCCAUACUAAAGCUAGCGAAGCUUCAUUACGAGAAGGCAGCAAACACGUUCAAAAGCCUGGCCAUGCCUCAGGAAUUCCUGCACACUCAAAUGGAGCGCAUCGGGUUGCAGGAUAACCAGUGCGAGCAGGUGGCAACUUCGGCGGCCAAAACACGACACCUGCUAGUUUCGCUGGACCUGUGCAAACAGUCAUUGCCCCUGGUGGAGCAGCUGGCAUGUAUGAAAUCGCAUGGGCCUGACGAGGACGAUCUUUCCUCAUCGACCGGCUGUACCGACGGCAGCGGGGGCCGAUACGAGGAGCUGCAAAAGUUACUGCAGUUGCUCGAGAAGCAAUUGCAGGUGAUUUUGCGAACGCUCACGCAGCAUUCGCUUUUAGCGGCCGGUGGAGAUCGCAAGGACGCCGCAGCCCACUAUAAAGCACUGUUCGCAGUGGCACUACAGAGGCGCUCGGUCGAAUCGCAACCGGAAGACGUACACCUGUCGGAAGCUGGUACGGGGUCGUCCGUGAUUAAAGAGUAUGCCUUACACCUGUCCCGCAUUUUGCGACAGAUUUGUGAUCUAGACCACGACUAUGAGUCGGGGCUGCGAUGAAAAAUGAUCGGGAUCGGAGAAAAUCAAUUUAGCGGAAGAGUUCAGAGGAAAACAACAAAACACCAUCUAUUGGAUCACUGUUAUCAAGGACUCACAAACCGUGCGAGGUUCCUUCAACCACUUCCUAGUUCUGAAUGAAAACUUACACACAUGUUAAUGAAUGGUUUUUCGUUUCCUCGUUUUUUCUAAAAUAAACGCCGUCUCUA
Messenger RNA from Anopheles nili, 4142 nucleotides. Its product is annotated as erythroid differentiation-related factor 1. The record is from RefSeq and is a predicted model, not a curated record. The coding region runs from base 1 to 3936 and encodes 1311 amino acids. NCBI's taxonomy places the organism in Eukaryota, Metazoa, Arthropoda, Insecta, Diptera, Culicidae. Gene Ontology annotation, biological process: positive regulation of DNA-templated transcription. The transcript is spliced from 4 exons.